AUGUUCGGCUAUGACGAUGCGUACGGCUAUUCAACUGCACUGCUCUCAGUCGCCCCGUAUGCCACCCAGCUGGCAUUGGCCCCGAUCACAUGGGUGUUCUUCUUCCCUUUAUUCGCUCUACCUGCCAUCUCAUUAAUGCUUUCUGUUGGCAGCCUUUCCACUCAUGGACCGGUGCUCACCUAUAAACGACUCGCUCCAAUUGCUUCCGGAAUCGGCUGGGCGCUCACAUGGCACGUGGCCGAGCGGUUGUACGUCGAAGGCCUUCGAGCCGCACAGAACCUUCUGUAUCUUGUGUUCUCGCUGCGGUUUAGUCUCGACUGGGCCGUUACAUGUGGGCAUUCUUAUAACUCGAGGUACUGUGUGAAUUUCAACGAAGCGAAUAUCACAGUUGGCGACUACCAUCACAGUCCAGAGAACCACUGGCCAGCGCAGGAGUUCAACAGGUCUGUCGAGUUCUUCAAUCCUCUUUCUUUGAUUUUGAUAGCUAUUACCGCA
Messenger RNA from Ostertagia ostertagi, 495 nucleotides. The record is from the annotation of a GenBank genome assembly. Lineage: Eukaryota; Metazoa; Nematoda; Chromadorea; Rhabditida; Trichostrongylidae.